CCCUGGCUCCAACUCACAACUCGCAGCGCACCACACCUCUCCCUCCCACAGCUUCCAUACAGAGCCGGCCAGAGCACUCCGCCCGUCGUUGCAGCCCUCCACUCUCCUGCUAAGCUCAGCCAGCUUUCCUUCCGUCCACCACCACCAGCAGCACCAACCAAAUGGCUCGCUUCGCAGUGGUCGCCGCAAUCGUCGCCCUCCUCGCCAUCACCGCCGCCGCGCAGGGCCCCAUGCCGGCGCCCAAGAUGGCCCCGCUGCCGGCGCCCCCGACGAGGUCACCCCCGGUCGCCACGCCUCCGACCGCAUCGGCGCCGUCCCCGAUGGCCUCUCCCCCGGCCCCGCCCACCGACGCCCCCACCGGCGCUCCUUCCGCGAUGACGCCUUCCGCGGUCGCCGGAGCACCCGCGGGCGCCCCUGCCGGCGCGCCCAGCGGCACCACCCCCGCCAGCUCCGCCGUCUACGCCUCCUCCGUCAGCUUCGUCGCCGUCGCCGGUGCCGUCGCCGCCGCCGUCAUGUUCUAGAUGCAGCGGUCCUCGCUCGACCGCCGCGGGAGUGCCACUCUGUUUUCAUUAGUACUGUUGUUUAUACAACGAGAUUCAUUUUUAGAGGCUGCGGAGAGAGUGACAUGACAUGAGGUUGCCAUGUUAUCUUGCCACAUACUGUAUGCUCGAGAUCGUUAUUAAUGGAAUUCUUUCAUUUGUUACA
This is a messenger RNA of Triticum aestivum (bread wheat), 705 nucleotides long. Its product is annotated as arabinogalactan protein 1. The record is from RefSeq and is a predicted model, not a curated record. The transcript has a single exon. Lineage: Eukaryota; Viridiplantae; Streptophyta; Magnoliopsida; Poales; Poaceae. Bases 162 to 521 code for a protein of 119 amino acids.